Messenger RNA from Knipowitschia caucasica, 300 nucleotides. NCBI's taxonomy places the organism in Eukaryota, Metazoa, Chordata, Actinopteri, Gobiiformes, Gobiidae. The record is from the annotation of a GenBank genome assembly.
AUGGAGGAGGUGAUGGAGGAGGUGAUGGAGGAAGUGAUGGAGGAGGUGAUGGAGGAGGUGAUGGAGGAAGUGAUGGAGGAGGUGAUGGAGGAGGUGAUGGAGGAAGUGUUGGAGGAAGUGAUGGAGGAGGUGCAGGAGGAGGUGAUAGUGGAGGUGAUGGAGGAAGUGAUGGAGGAGGUGCAGGAGGAGGUGAUGGAGGAGGUGAUGGAGGAAGUGAUGGUGGAGGUGAUGGAGGAGGUGCAGGAGGAGGUGAUGGAGGAGGUGAUGGAGGAGGUGAUGGAGGAGGUGAUGAGGAGGUGA